AUGAGAAGAACCAAUUUGCCACCAAAGGAGGAAAUUCAUCAGGGUAAAGGAGAAAGUUUACGAAUUGAGAGGGGUGGCCUACAUGACAAUUGGGAUGAUGCAGAGGGUUAUUACAGUUAUCGAUUUGGUGAAGUGCUUGAUGGCCGAUAUGAAGUCAUUGCUGCUCAUGGGAGAGGUGUCUUUUCAACAGUAGUCCGGGCAAAGAAUCUUAACAUCAGUAAUGGGGAACCUGGAGAAGUUGCCAUAAAAAUAAUUCGUAGUAAUGACACAAUGUACAAGGCUGGUAUGGAUGAGUUAGUGAUAUUGAAGAAAUUAGUUGGUGCUGAUCCAGAUGAUAAGCGGCAUUGUGUUCGAUUCCUUUCUAGUUUCAAGUACAGGAAUCACCUUUGUCUAGUUUUUGAAUCUCUCCAUAUGAAUCUGCGUGAGGUUUUAAAGAAGUUUGGUCGCAAUAUUGGCCUUAGGCUAACUGCAAUUAGAGCGUAUGCUAAACAACUUUUUAUUGCACUGAAGCAUCUCCGGAACUGUGGUGUUCUCCAUUGUGAUAUAAAACCAGAUAAUAUGUUGGUGAACGAGGCCAAAAAUGUUUUGAAGCUUUGUGACUUUGGUAAUGCCAUGUUUGCUGGUAAAAAUGAAGUUACACCAUAUCUAGUGAGCCGCUUUUAUCGUGCCCCUGAAAUCAUACUUGGCUUAACCUAUGAUCAUCCAUUGGAUAUGUGGUCUGUAGGAUGUUGUUUGUAUGAGCUCUAUACAGGCAAAGUUCUUUUUCCAGGUUCUACUAACAAUGACAUGCUACGGCUCCAUAUGGAAUUGAAGGGCAUUUUUCCGAAAAAGAUGCUUCGUAAGGGAGCAUUUAUUGAACAGCAUUUUGAUCAGGACCUGAAUUUUCUUGCUACCGAGGAAGACCCUGUGACGAAAAAGGCAAUAAAGCGGAUGAUUCUCAACAUAAAACCAAAAGAUAUUGGAACAAUUAUCACUGGCUCUGUAGGGGAGGAUCCAAAGAUGCUAGCCAAUUUUAAGGAUCUUCUGGAAAAAGUUUUUGUAUUGGAUCCAGACAAGAGGUUGACAGUCUCACAGGCGUUGAAUCACCCAUUCAUCACUGGCAAGUGA
Molecule: messenger RNA, 1107 nt
Organism: Sphenostylis stenocarpa
Lineage: Eukaryota; Viridiplantae; Streptophyta; Magnoliopsida; Fabales; Fabaceae
Source: the annotation of a GenBank genome assembly